Frankliniella occidentalis (western flower thrips) is the source of this 4520-nucleotide messenger RNA. It is a transcript of the gene SMC1, whose product is annotated as structural maintenance of chromosomes protein 1A. Bases 124 to 3831 code for a protein of 1235 amino acids. The record is from RefSeq and is a predicted model, not a curated record. Gene Ontology annotation, cellular component: cohesin complex; chromosome; nucleus. Lineage: Eukaryota; Metazoa; Arthropoda; Insecta; Thysanoptera; Thripidae. Gene Ontology annotation, biological process: sister chromatid cohesion. The transcript is spliced from 24 exons. Gene Ontology annotation, molecular function: ATP hydrolysis activity; ATP binding; protein binding.
UUUCGAUGAUCGAAUGUUUAUUUUCUGUUUGUUGUGGAGCAAAGUGAAAAUACCCCGCGUCAGAUGGAAAUUUAAACAAAUUAUAUUGUGUUUCUGAGGAGAAGUGGUUUUAAUUUAUUGAAAAUGAGGGCCGUACUGCAUUGUAUUGAGGUCGAAAACUUCAAGUCCUACAGAGGAAAGCAGAUGAUUGGACCAUUGAAGCCGUUCACCGCUGUAAUCGGCCCCAAUGGCUCAGGGAAAUCGAAUUUCAUGGAUGCAAUUUCAUUUGUCAUGGGAGAAAAAACUUCAAGUCUUCGAGUCAAGCGUUUAAGUGAUCUCAUUCAUGGAGCUUCUGUUGGAAAUCCAAUUGCAAGCAGGGCUUCAGUUACUGCAAUUUUUCGCAUGGAGGAUGGUUCUGAAAGACACUUUACAAGAACCGUGCAAGGUUCAUCAUCGGAACAUCGUUUCAACCGCGAGCCAGUAUCAAGCAAUGUAUACCUUCAGGAACUUGAAAAAUUAGGCAUCAAUGCAAAAGCCAAAAAUUUUCUGGUGUUCCAAGGUGCUGUUGAAUCUAUUGCUAUGAAAAAUCCCAAAGAAAGAACAAUUUUGUUUGAAGAAAUUAGUGGCUCUGGCAAUUUGAAGGAUGAGUAUGAGAAGCUUAAAUCUGAAAUGCUGAAAGCUGAGGAAGAAACUCAGUUUACUUACCAGAAGAAAAAAGGUAUAGCUGCUGAGAGGAAGGAAGCCAAACUUGAGAAAGAAGAAGCUGAAAAAUACCAGCGCUUGAAAGAUGAUCUGGCUGACAAACAAGUUGAAUUGCAACUUUUCCGUCUAUUCCACAAUCAAAAAGAAAUUGAGAGACUUGAGGAUGAAUUUCGCCGAAAGCAAACAGAGAUAGAGAAAAUAGAGAAGAAAAAAGAAAAAGCUGAAGAAAUUUUAAAAGAAAAGAAGAAAGAAAGUGGGAAGGCGUCUCGGGAGUAUGCUAAAAUUGAACAAGAGAUUCGAGAAAACGAAGUUGAAAUGAAUCGCAAGCGCCCAACAUUUAUCAAAGCAAAAGAGAGAGUUGCUCAUGUUAAAAAGAAGCUUGAAAGUGCCCACAAAUCGCUGUCCCAGGCUCAAAAGGCUCAUGAUGCCCAUGAAGAAGACAUCCGUGUUCUUCAGCAAGAAAUGGAGGCUGUAGAAGCUAAGCGGCUUGAGUAUGAAGAGCAGAUUGCAGGAGAGAGCCAAAGCCAGGGCCGUGAUGUCCAUUUGGAGGAAAACCAGGUUCAAGAGUACAACCGGCUAAAGGAAGAAGCAGGGAAACGUUCAGCGAUGUGUCUACAGCAGUUGGACUCAGUGAACAGAGAGCAGAAAUCUGACCAAGAUCGUCUGGACAAUGAAGGACGGAAGCGUUCUGAAAUAGAGAACAAAAUGAGACAGAAAGGCCACGAGAAGGAUGAAGCUCUGAAAAGAAGCCAGAAACUUUCUGAGCAUAUUCGUGUGAGUGAAAAAGCACUAGAGGAACAGCUUGCAUUGAGAACAGCAUUAACAUCUGAUGUUGGUUCGAGCAAAGAACAAGUUCAGUCGAUUCAGAAGGAACUGGAACAAAUUACAGAGCAGUUAGGAGAUGCACGUGUUGACAAACAUGAGGAUAGUCGUAGAAAAAAGAAGCAAGAAAUUGUUGAAAACUUCAAACGUCUCUUUCCUGGAGUGUUUGACCGCAUGAUCAAUAUGUGUGAACCAAUACACAAAAAAUUCAACAUGGCUAUCACCAAGGUACUUGGUAAAUAUAUGGAAGCAAUUGUUGUGGAUACUGAAAAAACAGCUCGUCAGUGUAUUCAAUAUCUAAAAGAACAGAUGUUGGAACCAGAAACUUUUCUACCUCUUGACUACAUUCAGGCGAAACCUUUAAAAGAACGUCUAAGAAACAUCAAAGAACCUAAAAAUGUUCGUCUCUUAUUUGAUGUUUUGCAUUAUCAACCACUUGAGAUUAAGCGGGCUGUUUUGUUUGCCACAAAUAAUGCUCUUGUAUGUGAUACACCAGAAGACGCUAUGAAAGUGGCUUAUGAAAUAGAACCUCACCAUCGAUAUGAUGCUGUGGCCCUUGAUGGUACUUUCUAUCAGAAAUCUGGAAUUAUCUCUGGAGGCUCUUUGGAUUUGGCAAGGAAAGCUAAGAGGUGGGAUGAAAAGCAGAUGUCCCAAUUAAAAUCUCGAAAGGAAGAGUUAACUGAGAAACUCCGUGAAUCUAUGAAGAAAUCAAGGCAAGAAUCUGAAUUAAAUACCAUUGACUCCCAAAUUAAAGGAUUGGAAACAAGACUAAAGUUCUCCAGAGGGGAUAGAGAAAAGACACUGAAACAAAUCGAUGAUCUGGACCGAGAACUUCAGACCUUGAAAACACAGCUUGAAGAAUAUGGGCCAAGAAUUGAUGAGAUUGAACAUUCCAUGGAAGUACGUGAUAGGAAGCUUGAUCAACUGAAGGAAAAGUUGAACUCUGUUGAAGAUGACGUAUUUGCUGACUUCUGCGCCUCAAUUGGUGUUGCCAACAUCAGACAGUAUGAAGAGCGGGAGUUAAGAACCCAGCAGGAAAGAGCUAAACGCCGUAUGGAAUAUGAAGAUCAGAAGAAUCGCAUUCUAAAUCAGCUGGACUUUGAGAAGACCCGAGACACCAAAGAUAAUGUUCUACGCUGGGAGAGAGCUGUUCAAGACGAUGAAGAUGCUUUGGAGUCAGCUAAACAAGCUGAGCAGAAGCAACUUCAGGAAAUUGACAAGGACAUGAGAGAGCUAGACCGUUUGAAAGCUGAAAGAUUAAACAAAAAGAGUGAAGUUGAUGCUUUUGAUGAACUUAUUGGAAAGGCAAGAAGAGAAGUAGGUGCAAUCGCCAAAGAUAUUCAAGCAGCUCAAAAGCAAGUUACAAGCCUUGAAUCCAAAGUUGAGCAACGUAAAGCAGAACGCCAUUCACUGUUAAAACAAUGCAAGAUGGAAGAUAUUGUGAUACCUAUGCUCAGGGGUAACAUGGAAGAUAUUGCAGCUGAAGGUGGAGACACAUUUGAAGAUACAAGCAGUGCUGCAACUUCAAUGAACACUACUCAGCAGAUGUAUGACAGAGAAAGCAGAAUCCAAUUAGAUUAUCGCCAACUAAAUGAUGAUUACAAAGACCUUGAUGAAGCUGAUGAAAUUAAGAAACGUGGAGAUAAAUUACAAAGAGCUAUCAACAGUCUUAUGGACACUAUUCAAAGAAUCCAGGCGCCAAAUAUGAAGGCGAUGCAAAAACUUGAUUUGGCUAGAGAAAAACUCCAAGAAACAAAUGAGGAGUUUGACACAGCUCGUAAGAAAGCUAAGAAGACCAAACAAUCUUUUGAAAAGGUUAAGAAGGAUCGUCAUGAUCGGUUCAUGGAUUGCUUUGAACAUGUUUCAAAUGAAAUUGAUGGCAUCUACAAGCAUUUGGCUAAAAAUCAAUCUGCACAAGCCUUCCUUGGACCUGAAAACCCAGAAGAACCUUACCUAGAUGGCAUUAACUACAAUUGUGUUGCCCCUGGAAAACGUUUCCAGCCCAUGAGUAAUUUGUCUGGUGGUGAAAAGACUGUAGCUGCUCUUGCACUUUUGUUUGCUAUCCAUAGCUACCAACCCGCUCCAUUUUUUGUGUUGGAUGAGAUUGAUGCAGCGCUAGACAAUACAAACAUUGGAAAAGUUGCAAGUUACAUCAGAGAGAAAACAUCAUCGUUGCAGACCAUUGUUAUUUCACUGAAGGAAGAGUUUUACAGCCAUGCUGAUGCCCUCAUUGGUAUUUGCCCAGAUGCUGGUGAAUGCCUUGUCAGCAAAGUUUUAACAUUUGACUUGACCCAGUUCCAAACACAUCUUGAUGAGAGUGAACGCUGACAAAACGAUGAGCCCUCAACAAAUGUUGAAGGGCAUAGUAAGAAGAUACUGCGAUCUUCUAAAAGGAAAUCAAACUAGUGAAUUUCAAUACACAAGUCCAACCCCAUCACACAGACGAUUUGAUUAUCUCUUUAUUUUUUUGUGGAUUUGGUGAGAGUUAAUUCAGGAGAUACUUUGAGGCAGUUUGCAUGGAUGCCUAAUUAAGUAUGUCUUCAAAUGAGGCAGUUGCAAUAUCUGUAAAUAAUUUGCACUAAUUUUUAUAUUGAUUUCUGUAAUUAUGUUGCAGGGAUGUUUUACCCUUUUGAUUUCAUAGUUUCGUUUUAUUAUUGAAAGUUCUUAGUUCUUAAUGUUUCUGAAUUGUUAUCUUUUAUAGGGUUUUUUCAUGAAUGACCCAUUGCAUAUUCUUUUAUUUGUUGAGUGCAUCAUGUACCUAAUAAUUGACUUAAUUUAAGGUUUCUGUGUUAGUUGGUUAGUUGACAGCCUGUAAUGUACAUAUUUUUCCUCAUGUAUUAGUAAAACUUAGUUCUGAAGUAGUACUUCAUAGUAAAAAGAACACCUUGUACUUUGUUACAGUACAUUAUAUUUCAUGCUGUGGAUUUGUAAGAUCAUUCUUCAAUGUAUAGGUUAUAGUAUUAUUUUAUUUUGCCAUGAUUAUGAAUAAUAAUAAAUUACUUUUUGUCUACGAUGUA